CAUUAUUCAGCCAGAGGGUUCUUGGCCGGCUAGCAUGUGAUUUUGAUUUUUGUUAGCCUGUAUUUUAGGCAGGCCUCUUUUCUUUAUGGUAUAUGCUUUUUUUGGGUUUUUUUGUUACCUCUUUAAACUGCUUCCACUCGCCGAUCAUAGAUGUUGUGACUGGGCUCUCCCUGAAUGACUGCGCCCCGACCCUAUGAGUAUCUGAAUAUCAAGGAACUCCCUAAGGCCUGGGACUGGAGGAACAUCAAUGGCACCAACUACGUCAGCACCACCCGCAACCAGCACAUUCCCCAGUACUGUGGCUCUUGCUGGGCACAUGGCAGCACCAGUGCAAUGGCAGAUCGCAUCAACAUCAAGCGUAAGGGAGCCUGGCCUUCUGCUUACUUGUCAGUCCAAAAUGUGGUGGACUGUGGCGAGGCUGGCUCCUGUCAUGGAGGGGAUCACUCUGGAGUGUGGGAGUACGCCCACAAACAAGGCAUCCCUGAUGAGACCUGCAACAACUAUCAGGCCAAGGACCAAGAGUGCAAACCAUUCAAUCAGUGUGGAACCUGCACCACAUUUGGAGUCUGCAACAUUGUCAAAAACUACACCCUGUGGAAGGUUGCUGACUUUGGUGAUGUCAGCGGGAGGGAGAAAAUGAUGGCUGAAAUCUAUGCUGGAGGACCAAUCAGCUGUGGGAUCAUGGCAACAGAGAAGUUGGAUGCCUACACUGGAGGAGUGUACUCUGAGUACCAAGAAAACCCUGGCAUUAACCACAUUGUGUCAGUUGCUGGCUGGGGCGUGGAUGAGAACGGUGUGGAGUUCUGGAUCGUCCGGAAUUCAUGGGGAGAGCCCUGGGGUGAGAAAGGCUGGCUGAGGAUUGUGACCAGUGCCUACAAGGGAGGAAGUGGCAGUCAGUACAACUUGGCCUUGGAGGAAGACUGCAUGUAUGGAGACCCCAUUGUUCCCAAGACCUACAUGUAGACCACAGGAAAUGGCGCCAAACAGGGUCUUCUCUAAGAAGGCCAAUUACUGUUAGAUUAACUGUGCAUCAUUUCUGAAAAUAAUUCCAGGAUGUAUCUGAGGAACUUAGUGAUAUGCAUAUUAUAGACUGGUUGUUAAUGAGUCAGAUUCAAACUUGGUGCAGGAUACUUGCCUGUUCACAAUAUACUUCAUCCAUGUUAAUGGGAUAUUUUCCCAAACAUUUCAGUCAAUUUCUAAUGCAAAAGUGUGCACGUUAGCAGUCAGGGAGAGCAUUUAAAGUACAGAGGAAGUUACAUGUUAAUCAGGAUAUCAACAGGUGACUGUCCACUGUUCUGUAUUAUCAACCAGACUGCUGACGUGCACCAUUUUUGUUGGUGGAUGAAUGUUGAAGGUUAGUUUGAGGGUGUAGUACCUCUAAUAAACAGGAACCAGUAACACAAUGCUGUCUUUGAUAUAUCUACUGUUUUCUGUGAAUCUCAGGCUCUUUACAGUAAGUUUACAACUGUAAAAUCAGGAAGAGGGAAUUUUAAUUUGUUUUUCAUUGCUGUUCUUGAUCAAAUUUGUAACAAUGCAAUGUUUGUAAAUCAAGUGAAUGAUUGUAUCCAGAAGUAAAGGCCAGGAUUCAACCAUUAAGGCACUGUCUCACAACAUUGGAGUGUAGACCAGACACCCUCCUGGUGACCCAUGCUGAGGCUUUCCUCUCUCUUCACUACGUGAAAUGUGAGGCACAGGCCUCUGAAGUGGUACAGCAGUCUAAAACACUACAACCCAGGGUAAUUUUCCCCAAAGGGUGGGCCAGCACCGACAAGCCAACUGGUCUGUAGCCGAAGUGCUCCCCAAGUGUGUUUGGGUGAUAAGCAGAACAACUUGGUGUGCAACAUCUGAGACCCUAUGUCCUUAUCUAUUCCCUGCUGGGAUGGGACAGCUGUACUUACAAUUUUAAAAUAUAGAAUUUGUGAGACUACUGAGUAACACUGAACAGUGCAAUACAUUGUUUGAGCCCAGGCCUAUGAUGGAAGCUUGUUUAACCAAAAUUUUUUUUUUUACUGUUGCUAUGACUGAAACCAAUAAAAACAUGUUAGUACCAAGGUUA
Esox lucius (northern pike) is the source of this 2056-nucleotide messenger RNA. RefSeq names its product cathepsin Z (gene ctsz). Gene Ontology annotation, cellular component: lysosome. Bases 175 to 963 code for a protein of 262 amino acids. The transcript has 6 exons. The record is from RefSeq and is a predicted model, not a curated record. Gene Ontology annotation, molecular function: cysteine-type endopeptidase activity. NCBI's taxonomy places the organism in Eukaryota, Metazoa, Chordata, Actinopteri, Esociformes, Esocidae.